Colletes gigas is the source of this 2773-nucleotide messenger RNA. Its product is annotated as sodium-independent sulfate anion transporter-like. The record is from RefSeq and is a predicted model, not a curated record. Gene Ontology annotation, biological process: transmembrane transport. Bases 581 to 2593 code for a protein of 670 amino acids. The transcript has 11 exons. Gene Ontology annotation, cellular component: membrane. NCBI's taxonomy places the organism in Eukaryota, Metazoa, Arthropoda, Insecta, Hymenoptera, Colletidae. Gene Ontology annotation, molecular function: sulfate transmembrane transporter activity.
CUCAGACAAGUACACAUACAGUGACGUUUACGACGUUCGAACGUUUAUAAAGCUUUCCGUUCAAUUUGCAACUGAACCUCGAUAAAGAAUCGAACGAAAACAACGCGGGAUCACUUUCCCGAGCGAACGUAACCUCAGCUUUCGAACGAAAACAAGUUUCUAACGCGUAUAACCUUCAGUUUUUGUUUUAUUUUCUCGAAUACCUCUGGGCACACUACACGCCCGCACGUGCUACUGCAAGUUUCGCCGUAAAAGUUCUAGUCGUGAUACGUUUAGUGAACGAUCCGCGCGUGUGCCUGGAACAAAAAGAAACGAAACAGAAACGAUCGUGUCGUUCAAAAUAAAAACGGCACGCCAGCAGACACGCUACUGGCCAUAAUGGCUUCACGAGGAACUACUGUGGUUCACUGUUGGUUGUAAUGUGACAUUGAUACCAGGGUCGUGACGAGCGAGAAUACAUACUACUAGGCAAUGGACUUAAUCUGAUAAGUGGCGCUCGCACAACUUCCCCCGAUCGUCGCCACGAAAUCGAAAGACUGGCAAACUUUCUUUCCUAUCGGCUCUAUAUUCUCUACGAAGCAUGUCAAAGUACAACAUUCAAGAAUUCGACCUCGAAACGGGGAAGCAAGUUCGAUUAACCGGUUACACUAAUGCCGCUUUCGAAAAUCCACUUCGGAGCAAUAACAAUAAUCCUGAUCAGGUCGCUGACCCCGAGAACAGGCUGGGCAGCGUCCAUGUUUGCAGCAAGGAUAACAAAACUAUGAACAACGAUGUUGCACAGAAUCCAGAGAGGAAUUUAUUGUGUUCGCUGGGAAGGAGAUGGCUGUACCAACGGAUCAAAAGGUCCUGCAGGAAAAAAUUGCUGUACAAAAGGAUACCUAUUGUGGCGUGGUUGCAAAUGUAUCGCAAGGAUUAUAUAGCAAGCGAUCUGGUUGCCGGUAUUACCGUAGGCCUUACCGUUAUACCACAAGCAAUAGCAUAUGCGAAUGUUGCAGGACUUCCUUUACAGUACGGUUUAUAUUCUUCUUUUAUGGCGUGCUUUGUAUACACCAUCCUAGGAUCGUGCAAAGAUGUACCGGUUGGACCAACAGCGAUUAUUGCAAUCUUGACUAGGGAAACGUUGCAGAAAUCUGACUUGGGGCCUGACUUUGCGGUCCUCUUAACCUUCUUAUCCGGCUGUGUGUGUUUGCUGAUGGGGAUUCUACAAUUAGGUUUCCUGUUGGACUUCAUAUCAGGACCGGUAUCGGUCGGUUUCACGUCAGCAGCGGCGAUUAUUAUCGCGACGAGCCAAGUAAAAGACAUUCUAGGAAUUAAUAUCAGCGGUAGCAAGUUCGUCGAAGUGUGGCAGAAGAUAUUUGAAAAGAUCGGGGAAACAAAGCUUUGGGACACCGCGUUAGGCAUCACGUGCAUAAUCGUUCUUCUUCUCCUCAGAAAAAUCAAAGAUAUAUCGGUAAUCCAUAAAGCUACAAAAGUACCGUCGAAGGUACAGGUGAUCAUGCAAAAAUCUCUCUGGCUGCUUUCUACGUCCCGAAAUAUCCUCGUGGUCCUUGUCUGCGCGGUUAUGAGCUGGCUUUUAGAAAGUCAUUUAGGUUCCUCGCCGGUCAAACUGACGGGCCAUGUUAAACAAGGACUUCCGGAAUUUCAGCCACCGCCGUUUCAAACCUACCACAGAAAUGAAACUUACGGGUUCGUCGAUAUGGUCUCUGCUCUAGGUUCUGGAUGUCUAGUCAUUCCUCUGUUGAGUCUCUUGGAAACCAUUUCUAUCGCCAAAGUCUUCAAUGAAGGUAAGCCAAUCGACGCGACUCAAGAAAUGCUGGCGUUGGGUGCAUGCAACGUCCUGUCGGCUUUCGUUUCAUCCAUGCCUGUUAGCGGUGGCCUCAGCCGGGGAGCGGUGAACCAUUCAUCCGGAGUGAAGACUACACUCGGCGGUGUUUACACUGGUCUUCUAGUACUGGUUUCGCUUCAGUUCCUUACGCCGUACCUUUAUUUUAUUCCUAAUGCCGCGCUCGCAGCAAUCAUCAUCGCCGCGGUCAUCUUCAUGGUGGAACUACACGUAAUCAAGCCCAUAUGGCGAACCAAAAAAAUUGAUCUCGUACCAGCGGUAGCCACGUUUUUGUGCUGUCUUUUUAUAAGGCUCGAACUAGGUAUAGUAAUUGGUAUCGGUAUAAAUGUCUUAUUCCUACUUUACGCUUCAGCAAGGCCGUCGUUACGAGUUCAUAAAGAUACGAGCGUAAACGGUUGUGAAUAUCUCGUCAUAACACCCGACAGAAGCCUUGUAUUUCCGAGUGUCGAGUACGUGCGAGCUGUAAUUAGUAAACAGGGUACGAGGCAGGGAACUGCAGUACCGGUUGUCAUAGAUUCCACACACAUUCAAGCAGCAGAUUUUACUGCUGCGAAAGGCGUUAAGAAUCUAACGGAGGAUUUUUCUAAACGUGGACAGCCUUUAAUCUUUCAUAAUUUAAAACCGAGCGUCAUCGAAAUUUUCAAGGGCGUGAAACCUUCAGGUUUAAGGUGUAGUUCCAACGAACUCGAGCUUAACGACUGCCUUAAAGAAUUUUCAAACGUUCCGGCAGCUAUUGCAAAUAGGUAUUGAUAAUGCUUAAGACAUUCAUGGAAAUUCCGUCCUGCAACUACUCUUCUUAUCUUGUAAGCAUCGGUAUUAUAUGUAUAUUAACAUGAAGAUGGACGACACUAUAGAAUAUAAUUAUAGACAAUACUACUGUAAGGAAAGUAACGUUUCUAGUAGUUAUUUUAAGAUAUUGAUUUGCUCCGA